UUCCAGUUUGGUAACUACAGUUCAUACUAUGGAAAGCGAGAAAGUUCUAGCAGGCUAGAUUAUCGACUGGCUGCAUUCGAAAAGUCAUGGUUCGAGGGGCUUAAAGUGCUGGACAUUGGCUGUAAUUCUGGCUGGAUGACAAUCUCGAUUGGUAUGGCAUUCCAACCUGCAUUAAUUGAAGGCGUAGAUAUUGAUCCAUCACUCAUCAAGAAAUCUCGAGCUCGGCUUGCAUUUUAUUCAAAUGAAAACGCUGCCACUAAACCAUCUACUGAUGCACUGAUAUGCGAUUUUGACUAUUAUCCAGCAAGCUGUGCUAUUUCAUUUGGUCCACUCCCUAUACAUUCAUUAGCAAACCCCAACUAUACCAACCCUACUUUGUUUCCAUUCAAUGUUACCUUUCGUGCUGGUGAUUGGCUGAACGAGCCUCCACCUCCAAGCGACGCAAACCGAUACCACACCAUUCUUGCUCUCAGUAUCACCAAAUGGAUUCAUCUUAACAGUGGUGACAAGGGCAUCAAGCGAUUUUUUCAAAAGUGCUACCAAUCAUUGCUUUUUGGCGGACGGUUGAUUGUCGAGCCGCAGAAUUUUGAAACCUAUCACAAGCGAUCAAAUCUAACUUGUACAAUUCAGAAAAACUACAGCCGCAUAAAGUUUAAACCCACCGACUUUGUAGAUUACUUACUUGGUCAGGAUGUUGGAUUUUCAUCAUUUUUUUCGAUUGAUCCU
Molecule: messenger RNA, 726 nt
Organism: Batrachochytrium dendrobatidis JAM81
Lineage: Eukaryota; Fungi; Chytridiomycota; Chytridiomycetes; Rhizophydiales
Exons: 3
Biological process (GO): snRNA modification
Molecular function (GO): O-methyltransferase activity; snRNA binding; RNA methyltransferase activity
Source: RefSeq, a predicted model, not a curated record